AUGGCGCGUCCCGUCAAGCAGCAAAUCGCGGCUCCGUUCGUCCCUCCCCAUCGCUCGCCCAUAGCAAAAUCCGUCACGGCAGUCGUGACAGACGCAACGGUCGCGGCGGGAAUGACGGCGCUCGUCGACCCGCUGUUUCGCGCCGUCGCUCUCGCCCUCGUCGACCCCGUGCACUACCCGCUACUGCAGUCCGCCACCCGCGCGAUAUUCGCUGCUGCAGCCCGUCGCCCCACCGGCUCGAGUCGUGCCCCACCCGUUCCACCCGUUCUGCCCGUGUCCUGCCCGUGUUCUGCCCGUGAUCCUGCCCGUGAUUCUGCCCGUGAUUCUGCCCGUACUGCUGCCCGUGAUUGUGCCCGUGAUUAUACCCGUGUAUUGCCCGUACUUCCCCGUGCUUGCCCCGUGCCCGUGCCCGUGCUGUCUGCCCGUGUUCCCUGUGCUUCUGCUCGUGCUCUACCCGUGCUGUUUGUUCCCGUGCGUGCCCCACCUGUACCACCCGUGCUACCUUGUGCUCCUGUGCUGCCCCCGUGUUCCCGUGCUGCCCCCGUGUUCCCAUGCUGCCCCCGUGUUGCCCCCGUGCUCCCGUGCUGCCCCCGUGCUCCCGUGCUGCCCCGUUCUGCCCGUGUUGCCUCGUUCAGCCCGUGUCCUGCCCCGUUCUGCCCGUGUUGGCCUGUUCUGCCCGUGCUGCCCCGUUCUGCCCGUUUGUGUCCUACCCGUGCUGUCCGUACCCGUUGA
Closterium sp. Naga37s-1 is the source of this 732-nucleotide messenger RNA. Lineage: Eukaryota; Viridiplantae; Streptophyta; Zygnematophyceae; Desmidiales; Closteriaceae. The record is from the annotation of a GenBank genome assembly.